Molecule: messenger RNA, 2332 nt
Organism: Ficedula albicollis (Collared flycatcher)
Lineage: Eukaryota; Metazoa; Chordata; Aves; Passeriformes; Muscicapidae
Gene: VANGL2
Product: VANGL planar cell polarity protein 2
Exons: 10
Coding region: 290-1855 (521 amino acids)
Biological process (GO): establishment of planar polarity; Wnt signaling pathway, planar cell polarity pathway; multicellular organism development
Cellular component (GO): plasma membrane
Source: RefSeq, a predicted model, not a curated record
GGGCGGCCCCCCCGUGCCCUGAGCAGCCGCCCAUGCCCGGCCCCUCUCCGAUGCCGCAUGUGCCAAAGGCCCCGGAGAGCGCCGGGACGGAGCCGCCGCCGGAGCCGCCGGUGGGCGCGUCCCUUUCUCCCGAGCGAGGCCACCCCAAGGUGACAAGAUUGAGCCCCUCAAGGUCACGGUCGAUUUCCUGAAGGCGCCCCUGGGCCUGAAGAAGCCCCCGCUGAAGGAGGCGCUGGGAAAAGCCAAAGCGCCGGCGCUGGAGCGGCGCCAAGCGCGGGCCAGCGACGCCAUGGACAAUGAGUCCCAGUACUCGGGCUACUCCUACAAAUCCGGCCACUCCCGCAGCUCCCGCAAGCACAGGGACCGGCGGGAGCGGCACCGCUCCAAAAGCCGGGAUGGGACCCGCGGGGACAAAUCCGUGACGAUCCAAGCGCCGGGAGAGCCUUUGCUGGACAACGAAUCCACGCGGGGGGACGAGAGGGACGACAACUGGGGCGAGACCACCACGGUGGUGACGGGGACGUCGGAGCACAGCAUCUCCCACGAUGACCUCACGCGCAUCACCAAGGACAUGGAGGACAGCGCCCACCUGGACUGCUCCCGCCACCUGGGUGUGGCCUUGGGCGUGGCCCUGGCCCUCCUGGCCUUCCUCACCCCCUUGGCCUUCCUCCUCCUCCCGCAGCUGCUGUGGCGGGAGGAGCUGGAGCCCUGCGGCACGCCCUGCGAGGGGCUCUUCAUCUCGGUGGCCUUCAAACUCCUCAUCCUCCUGCUGGGCAGCUGGGCCCUGUUCUUCCGCCGGCCCAAGGCCUUCUUCCCGCGCGUCUUCGUCUUCCGCGCGCUGCUCAUGGUGCUGGUCUUCCUGCUCGUCGUCUCCUACUGGCUCUUCUACGGCGUCCGCAUCCUGGACUCGCGCGACCGCAACUACCGCGCCGUGGUGCAGUUCGCCGUCUCCCUGGUGGACGCGCUGCUCUUCGUCCACUACCUGGCCGUGGUUCUGCUGGAGCUGCGGCAGCUCCAGCCCCAGUUCACGCUCAAGGCCGUGCGCUCGGCCGACGGCCCCAGCCGCUUCUACAACGUCGGCCACCUCAGCAUCCAGCGGGCGGCCGUGUGGAUCCUGGAGAAUUACUACCACGACUUCCCGGUCUACAACCCCGCCCUCCUCAACCUUCCAAAAUCCGUCCUGUCCAAGAAAAUGUCCGGCUUUAAAGUCUAUUCCCUCGGCGAGGAGAAUUCCACCAACAACUCCACGGGGCAGUCGCGCGCGGUGAUCGCGGCGGCGGCGCGGCGGCGCGACAACAGCCACAACGAGUUCUACUACGAGGAGGCCGAGCACGAGCGCCGGGUGCGGAAACGCCGCGCCAGGCUGGUGGUGGCGGUGGAAGAGGCCUUCACCCACAUCAAGCGGCUGCAGGAGGAGGAGCAGAAGAACCCGCGGGAGAUCAUGGACCCGCGCGAGGCCGCCCAGGCCAUCUUCGCCUCCAUGGCCCGGGCCAUGCAGAAAUACCUGCGCACCACCAAGCAGCAGCCCUACCACACCAUGGAGAGCAUCCUGCAGCACCUCGAGUUCUGCAUCACCCACGACAUGACCCCCAAGGCCUUCCUGGAGCGGUACCUGACGGCCGGCCCCACCAUCCAGUACCACAAGGACCGCUGGCUGGCCAAGCAGUGGACACUGGUCAGCGAGGAGCCGGUGACCAACGGCCUCAAGGACGGCGUGGUCUUCGUGCUCAAGCGCCAGGACUUCAGCCUGGUGGUGUCCACCAAGAAGAUCCCGUUCUUCAAACUCUCCGAGGAGUUCGUGGACCCCAAGUCUCACAAGUUCAUCAUGAGGCUGCAGUCGGAGACCUCGGUGUGAUUUGGCCGGGAUGGGAUUUUUUUUCCCUUUCCCGAAUUUUUCCGGCUCCGAAUCUCCCGAUUUGGCUCCUCUGGCGCCUCCCUGGGAUCGUGACCACUCGUCCUUUUUGAGGUGGCUGAGCCCCUUUUCCUCCACCUCCUCCUCCUCUUCCUGCUCCUCCUCCUCCUCAUUCCCGAAAUCCGGAUCCUCUGGAGCCGUAACUCAAGGGCUAAUUCCAAGAAUUCCCAACUUCCUUCUUCACCAGCGUCCUGGAGCAGCUCUGGGUCCCACAGAGCUCCGGCUCCCGUUUGUUUUCUCCUGGACAAUUCUCCUGGCUCUGGCCUUAAACCACUGCCCUGGGGCUGGGUUUGCAAUCCCAAGGGAAUUUUUUUAGGGGGGAAGAAUUUUGGAAUCAUCUCCAGGAUCCUUGGCUGCUGUGGAAAAGCUCCCGGGGCGCAUCCCAGGUUUUGGCAGCGUCCUCCUCGCCUUUGCUGAUGU